Molecule: messenger RNA, 1693 nt
Organism: Pyricularia grisea
Lineage: Eukaryota; Fungi; Ascomycota; Sordariomycetes; Magnaporthales; Pyriculariaceae
Exons: 3
Coding region: 468-1046 (192 amino acids)
Biological process (GO): sphingoid catabolic process
Cellular component (GO): endoplasmic reticulum
Source: RefSeq, a predicted model, not a curated record
GCGAAAGUCGGGUCCGCUCCAGUCAUUCAGUCAGUCAGUCAAAUCAGUCGUCCAACUAAACAACGGUAGCAUCCGUGCUAAACACAGAAGGCCUUUUCGAUGGACAACACAUUAACCGGGCCAGCACAUUUACUCGACGCUCACCUGCUGUAGCAGAACGGUCACCGCUUACCUCUCUCUGUUCGCCCUCCAUCUUUGAAGAGACUUAUCCGCCGCCGACAUACCUAGGUUACCAAGUGGAAAUUAUGUCUUGGCAGAGUUCUGGCCUUCUCUAAUUCCCCGACAAUUUGUUCGCCGAACCUCCCACGACCAGACGAAGACUGACUACAUACCACGCAAAACACCUACUACGUACAACUACCCGACAAUCCAGUCUAACCCGGAAAAGGAGUGGAAGCAUCUUGCAGCGGCAACAGCAACGGAGCAGCUAGACCCAACCACACAAUAUAUUGACAUAUUGGCCCAAGAUGUCUCUUGACUUGGAAAAACACCUCACCUUUUACGGUGCAUACCACUCCAACAAGGUCAACAUUGGCAUCCACAUGAUCUGCGUGCCCUUGAUCCUCUUCUCGGGCUUCACAAUUGCAUCAAACACGGGCCCUCUGUUCCAUCUGCCCAGCUGGCUAGUUAUCCCACACCUGGAGCCAACGCUCGGCACACUGGCCGCCCUCACAUGGGGAGGUCUGUACCUGCUUCUCGAGCCAGUCGCUGGUACGCUAUUGGCCAUAAUAUGCCUGGGCGCCGCCGCAACUGGCAACCGCCUCAUCGAGGUAGACGCUGAGACCACGACCAAGGCCGCCAUUGCAGUCCACGUUGUUUGCUGGAUCUUUCAGUUCAUCGGCCACGGCACCUUCGAGGGCCGUGCCCCGGCACUGCUCGACAACCUCGUGCAAGCCGUUUUCCUCGCGCCUCUCUUCGUCUGGCUUGAGCUUCUAUUCGCCCUGGGAUACCGCCCUGAGCUUCAGGCUCGCGUUGAAAAGGCCGUUCAGAAGGAGAUUGCCAAGUUCAAGUCGAGCAAGGAGGCCAAGAACGGCAAGGCGAACUGAUAUUGCCUCGGUAGCUGGGCAGCUUGUUUACCGCAAUUGAUAGAAGGGAUAGGAUACCGGGCGACUCAACCGAGGCUAGCAACGGCCCCGAUAGAGGCAUGCAUUACUAACAAAAUGGCAUAUUUCGAUGAUUGACUUUGGCUCUAGACUUUGUUGGGCUCGACCUCCAUGACAUAGAAUCUCGACUGUUCUCUUGAUCUUACGUUUUGGACUUGACUGCUUAGCGGCAGUGGGAUACCUUUCUAGAGUUACCAGCUUUGGAUUCGGGAAACGAGCCGCUGCAUCCGACAUGCAGGUGCUGUGCAGUCACUCUGCAUAAACAUGCGGUCCGCCCACCCUGGACAACGAUUGAUUUGGAUACAACCUUCGAGACAUAGCAAGGUGCCCCGUGACACAGCUCUCGGCAGGUCUUGGCGACAAACAGCGUUCUCCGGGAAGAAGCCAUAUCAAGCGGGAAGAGGCAUGGCAUGAAUGAAGGUGUGGUGUAACGUAGAGCGUCUCGCUGAAGCAUUUUGAUAGUAUAUUCCUGUCAAGAAUGGAACAGAAUGAAGAGAAAUGAUAGACAACAGCUACCUCCCAAAGCUCGAGACCACCAGCCUAUACUGAUUUCACUUUGUAGGCCUCACUUGAGCCGAAAUAGUCUUUGG